This is a messenger RNA of Ilex paraguariensis (yerba mate), 3687 nucleotides long. NCBI's taxonomy places the organism in Eukaryota, Viridiplantae, Streptophyta, Magnoliopsida, Aquifoliales, Aquifoliaceae. The record is from the annotation of a GenBank genome assembly.
CUAGCAUUUGAAGUUCUCAACGGCCGGCCAUCGAAUUCACUGUGAAGUUUGAGAUUUGAAGAAAACGAAUUUUAUGUAAAUGGAGUCUGCACAGUCACAGCAACAGAGAAGAGGAGGGAUGGUUUCGUUAUCGCCAUCGCAGACGCCGCGGUCGAGCGAAAAGGCGGUUAGAGAUCUGCGAUCAGGGGAGGGGAAUGUGAAUGGGAAGCAAGAGAAAGAUAAAGGCGUGAAUGUCCAGGUCAUUGUCCGGUGCAGGCCAUUGAAUGAGGAUGAAGUGAGAUUGCAUACACCAGUAGUUGUUUCAUGUAAUGAGAACAGAAGAGAAGUUUCUGCGAUUCAGAAUAUAGCUAAUAAGCAGAUCGAUAGAACAUUUCUAUUUGACAAGGUCUUUGGUCCGAUGUCCCAACAAAAGGACUUGUAUGAGCAGGCAGUGUCUCCCACUGUAUUUGAAGUUCUCGAGGGCUAUAACUGCACUAUUUUUGCGUAUGGGCAGACAGGAACAGGGAAAACAUACACAAUGGAGGGAGGAGGAAGAAAAAAGAACGGAGAGUUUCCGAAUGAUGCGGGUGUUAUUCCUAGAGCUGUUCGUCAAAUAUUUGAUAUAUUAGAAGCUCAAAACGCCGAAUAUAGCAUGAAAGUUACGUUUCUAGAGCUUUACAAUGAAGAAAUAUCAGAUCUUUUGGCUAUAGAGGAAUGCUCAAAAUUCACAGAUGACAAAUCAAAGAAGCCAAUAGCACUUAUGGAGGAUGGAAGGGGAGGUGUUUUUGUUAGAGGCUUGGAAGAGGAAAUAGUAUGCACAGCCAAUGAAAUUUAUAAGAUUUUGGAGAAAGGUUCUGCUAAAAGGCGUACAGCAGAGACCCUUCUCAACAAACAAAGCAGCCGUUCCCACUCGAUAUUUUCUAUAACAAUUCACAUUAAGGAGUGUACUCCAGAGGGGGAGGAAAUGAUUAAAUGUGGGAAGCUCAAUCUUGUUGAUCUAGCUGGCUCAGAGAAUAUCUCGCGCUCGGGUGCAAGAGAGGGUAGGGCAAGGGAAGCUGGUGAGAUCAAUAAAAGCUUGCUUACACUUGGUCGUGUCAUAAAUGCACUAGUUGAGCACUCUGGGCAUGUACCAUAUAGGGAUAGUAAAUUAACAAGAUUGCUGAGAGAUUCCUUGGGAGGGAAAACAAAAACCUGCAUUAUCGCCACGAUAUCACCCUCUGUUCAUUGUUUGGAAGAGACGCUCAGCACGUUAGAUUAUGCGCACCGUGCCAAAAAUAUUAAGAACAAACCAGAGAUUAAUCAGAAGAUGAUGAAAUCUGCAAUGAUCAAGGAUUUGUAUUCUGAAAUCGACCGACUUAAACAAGAGGUGUAUGCUGCCAGAGAGAAAAAUGGAAUCUACAUACCAAGAGAUCGUUAUCUACUGGAAGAAGCUGAGAAGAAGGCAAUGACAGAAAAAAUAGAGCGCAUGGAACUUGAUUUUGAAUCCAGGGACAAGCAACUAAUGGAGCUUCGGGAACUUUACAACUCUCAGCUGCUAUUAACUUCAGAAUUAAGUGAUAAGCAUGAAAAGUCUGAGAAAAAGCUCCACGAAACAGAACAUGCAUUGGCUGAUCUUGAAGAAAGACAUAGGGAGGCAAAUGCAAGAAUUAAAGAAAAGGAGUAUCUUAUAUCCAAUCUUCUUAAGUCUGAGAAAGCACUCAUGGAGAAUACGUUUGAGCUUCGAGCAGAGCUAGAGAAUGCUGUGUCAGAUGUGGCUAGCUUGUUCACCAAGAUUGAGCGCAAGGACAAAAUAGAAGAUGGAAACAGAAUUCUUAUACAGAAAUUCCAGUUGCAAUUAUCUCAACAGCUUGAAAUCUUGCACAAAACUGUAGCUGCUUCUGUCACUCAACAAGAGCAGCAACUGAAAGGCAUGGAGGAAGAUAUGCAAUCCUUUGUAUCCACGAAAACAGAGGCUACUGAAGAACUUCGAGGUCGCCUAGCUAAGUUGAAAAUUAUGUAUGGUUCUGGUAUCAAAGCUUUGGAUAAUCUAGCGGGGGAGCUUGAUGAGAAUUCUCAGUUAACUUUUGGGAAUCUGAAUUCUGAGGUUUCCAAACAUUCGUCUGCUCUUGCCAAUCUUUUUAGAGGAAUUGCUUCAGAGGCUGAUGCAUUGCUUAAUGAUCUUCAAAAGCGUCUGUAUAGUCAGGAGGAUAAACUAACUGAAUAUGCACAACAACAACGUGAUGCGCAUUCCAGAGCAGUAGCAAGCACACGAUUAAUUUCUCAAAUUACUAUAAAGUUCUUCAAGACUUUAGACAUGCAUGUGUCGAAUUUGAGCCAAAUUGUAGAAGCAGCACAAACAGUCAACGAUCAUAAAUUAUCUGAGCUUGAAAAGAAGUUUGAGGAAUGUGCUGUCGAUGAAGAAAGGCAGCUCUUAGAAAAAGUGGCAGAGCUGCUUGCAAGUUCAAAUGCUAGGAAGAAAAAACUGGUUCAAACAGCAGUUAAUGGCCUGCGAGAGAGUGCAGCCAGCAGAACCAGCAGAUUGCAGCAAGAGAUGUCCACUAUGCAAGAUUCGACCAUCUCUGUUAGAGCCGAAUGGACUGGUUACAUGGAAAAAGCUGAAACACACUAUCUUGAAGAUACAGCUGCAGUGGAAAGUGGGAAGAAAAAUCUAGGAGAGGUUCUUCAUAAUUGUUUACAAAAGGCAAAAAUGGGUGCACAACAGUGGAGUAAUGCUCAAGAAUCCUUGCUCAGCCUAGAGAAAAGCAAUGUCGCUGCCAUAGAUGAGAUAGUAAGGGGAGGGAUGGAUGCCAAUCAAAUCCUGCGUGCUCGGUUUUCUUCUGCUGUAUCAUCUGCAAUUGAAGAUGCAGACACAGGAAGCAAGAAUCUCCUUUCCUCCAUUGAUCAUUCAUUACAAUUUGACCAUGAUGCAUGUGCAAAUGUUGAUUCCAUGAUUGUUCCUUGCUGUGGAGAGUUGAGGGAACUGAAGAGUGGACACUACCACAAGAUUGUGGAGAUCACAGAAGAUGCAGGAAAAUGCCUCCUAGAGGAAUACAUGGUGGAUCAACCAUCAUGCUCUACACCGAAGAAGAGGCCAUUUAAUCUGCCAAGCAUUGCAUCUAUCGAAGAACUCAGAACCCCUGCUUUUGAGGAUUUGUUGAGAUCAUUCUGGGAAGCAAAAUCUUCAAAGCAAGCAAAUGGAGAUGUGAAACAUGCAGGGGCUUAUGAAGCUGCUGCACAAUCCUUGAGAGAUUCCAGACUUCCCUUAACCGCGAUUAAUUAAAGGUUCAGGAUAAAACCAAUAGAGUAUAUCAUAGCAGUAAAAUUGUAUAGAGUAUAUAUAAUCUGGAGUGUGUACUCACCUUAUUUAUUCAUUGUUUGUUCAGUGAAUUGAUGGUAGAAGCGCGGAAACUAUAGUGGUUUUUUCUAUUUCUUAUUUGGCGGGGAAGUUUCAGCCCAUUGAAAUUUUCUCUGAAUAUGGCAUCUGCAAAAUGUUGGUUGAGUGUUUGUAUUAAGUUCAUAGUCUAAUGUUUGUUGUUACAUCUUUUGAUCAUCUUUGGAAAAGAGGUUUUGAAGGACCCAUCUCAUUCCUGAUUCCUUAAGAUUUCAUGCCAGCACUUGAGAAUUUUGAUGCAAGUUUUGUCUCCCACCUUUCGUGUGGCAAUUUUGAGCACACCCCACCCGAAAGUUUUUUUAUGAUCCCUCUCGGUUCACUAGGAGCUUAGAUGUGUG